GGACGCAUCACGAACUUUACAUUUCACGAUUUCUUUGAGAUCGAACUAUCCCGUAAGACGCUCCGCAAUUUCUUCAACGCAAUUUCAAAAUGGCCUUUUUUUCAUCGCAAAACAAUCGAUGGGCCGGCGUAAAAAGAGACUACACCCCAGAAAUGGUAGAGCGCUUACGGGGUUCUGUUCAAAUUGAAUAUACUCUGGCGAAGAUGGGCGCUGAGAAACUCUGGAAUUAUAUCAGCCGUGGAGGCGCCAGUUAUGUGAACGCACUCGGCGCUCUCACAGGUGGCCAAGCCGUGCAGAUGGCAAAAGGAGGUCUCAAGGCGAUCUACCUGAGCGGAUGGCAAGUGGCCGCUGAUAAUAACGAGGCCGGCCAGACUUACCCCGACCAGAGCCUCUACCCUGCCAACUCUGCCCCUAAACUGGUGCAGAAAAUCAACAAUGCACUUGUGCGUGCAGAUCAGAUUAACCACAUGGAAGGCAACAACUCCACUGACUUCUUCCUGCCAAUCCUGGCCGAUUGUGAAGCUGGUUUCGGUGGUCCCUUAAAUGCCUUUGAACUUGUGAAGGCAAUGAUUCAAGCUGGAGCAGCCGGGGUUCACUUCGAAGACCAGCUUGCUUCAGAGAAGAAGUGUGGUCAUCUUGGAGGAAAAGUGCUUGUCCCGACAAGACAGUUCAUAAAGGUGCUUAAUGCAGCUCGACUAGCAGCCGACACUAUGGGUGUACCACUUGUGAUUGUUGGGCGCACUGAUGCAAAUGCUGCUGCCUUGGUCACCAGUGACAUUGAUCCCAAUGACAGACCAUUCCUGACUGGUGAGAGAACUCCAGAGGGAUUCUUCUGUUCCCGCCCAGGACUUGACCAGGCCAUUGCUCGUGCUCUGGCAUACGCACCUUAUUGUGAUAUGCUAUGGUGCGAAACUGGCAAACCCAACAUUGAGGAAGCAAGAAGGUUUGCCAAUGCUAUCCAUGCAAAGUUCCCUGGAAAACCACUCGCUUACAACUGCUCACCUUCAUUCAACUGGAAGGCUAACCUCAGUGAUGCAGAGAUUGCUGUCUUCCAAAAGGAACUUGGAAAAAUGGGUUACAGAUUCCAGUUUGUUACACUUGCUGGAUUCCACAGUCUCAACCAUGGGAUGUUCAAGCUUGCAAGUGACUAUAGAGAUCAUGGAAUGACAGCCUACACCAAACUACAAGAGGACGAGUUCGCCCAGGCAAAGUAUGGGUUCACUGCACACAAGCAUCAAAGAGAAGUUGGCACAAGCUACUUUGACAAAGUUUCCAUUGCAGUCAGUGGGGGCAAGAGUUCUGUGACAGCAAUGGCUGGCUCAACAGAGGAGGAACAGUUCACACAGAAAUCUGCAUAUGCUGCAUCAAAGUUAUAAAAUGCAGUUAUUUUCCAUGUCAAAGAGACGAUUUCAUUUUAUUUAAUAUUUUUUCCUUCGAGGUUUUGUAUAUUUUUUUUAACAAAUGAACAAUAACAUUUUACCAAUCCUAUUUAAACAAAACAAAUGCUUUAAUUUCCCACUUUCCAAUGCCUUAUUUGUAAUAGUUUAGUAUUGUAAUGUAGUUAAUGUAGAUAUGUGUAUCUUAGGCUAUUGUUAAUAAAUAUUUAUCUCUUCAAAUA
This is a messenger RNA of Nematostella vectensis (starlet sea anemone), 1618 nucleotides long. Its product is annotated as isocitrate lyase. NCBI's taxonomy places the organism in Eukaryota, Metazoa, Cnidaria, Anthozoa, Actiniaria, Edwardsiidae. The record is from RefSeq and is a predicted model, not a curated record. Bases 90 to 1376 code for a protein of 428 amino acids. Gene Ontology annotation, biological process: carboxylic acid metabolic process. The transcript is spliced from 3 exons. Gene Ontology annotation, molecular function: isocitrate lyase activity.